AUGGCUUCCCAGAGCCGCACUCUUCCUGUGAUCGUGGCCUUCGCCUGCUGCGCCGCUGUGCUGCGCAGCUUCUGGGGGCCAAGCGAGCAGACUUUCGUGGCACCCCAGCAGAGCGUGCACCUCGGCUGCCAGGCUUUGUCUGGUGGUGCCCUGGCCUCCGGCAAUGUGCCUGCGAUUGUCAACACGGUGCCAGCCCGUCCCGGUGUCCCUGCGCACUUCAAGGUGACUCUGGAGACCCCUGAUGGCACCCAGUCUUUUGAGUGCCCGGAGGACGUGUACGUCCUGGAUCAGGCUGAGGAGGAGGGCUUGGAGCUGCCUUACUCCUGCCGCGCUGGCUCCUGCUCCAGCUGUGCCGGCAAGGUCCUGGAGGGCAGCAUCGACCAGAGCGACCAGGCCUUCUUGGAUGACGACCAGACCGGCGAGGGCUACUGCCUCACCUGCGUGACGUACGCCACCUCCGACGUCACCAUCAAGACUCACUGCGAGGAUGAGCUGUAG
Symbiodinium pilosum is the source of this 498-nucleotide messenger RNA. The record is from the annotation of a GenBank genome assembly. NCBI's taxonomy places the organism in Eukaryota, Dinophyceae, Suessiales, Symbiodiniaceae.